This is a messenger RNA of Paramecium sonneborni, 621 nucleotides long. The record is from the annotation of a GenBank genome assembly. Lineage: Eukaryota; Ciliophora; Oligohymenophorea; Peniculida; Parameciidae.
AUGGAUGAUGAUAUUUUCUUAGGUUUGGAAACUGUUUAGUAAUUUGAUGAGAAAAUGAAACAGUUUUCUUAAUAGCAUCAAUUUAGAAGACAAUUAUAAAGAUAUCCAGUAUAAAAAAUACUAAAGAGAUCAAACAGUUUUGCAUAGAGUUAAAUUAGUACAGCAAUAAAUUCAUCUGCUCAUGCAAGCAGAAAAUAAACAAUAUCAUAAUUAGAAAUAAAUGCACCAAAACGAAGGCAUUGUGAGUUUUACAAUGAUGAAUUUUGCAUGAAUCUAUUUGCUGAAAAAAUAGAAUACUUAUGCAGUUAAUGUUUCGAUAAAAAUGAAAUCGUAAUUAAAGAGUUAAAUAGAGUAGCAUAAGAAUUAGGGUAUUAAUAUAAUAAUUAAGAAUAUCAUUAAAUCGAGUUUAACAAUUUGAAACAGUAUAAGAAAGAGAAUACUAUAUACUAAAUUAGUUAUAAAAUCAAGUACUUGAUUCACUUAGGUAAUGGAAGUAAAGGAUUGAUUAAAGAGACAUAUAAAGGAGAAAGAGUGAUAAUAUAACAAUUAUUACUCAUAGUUAAGAUAAAAUGUUGGAUAUAUUUGAUUGGAUUGAGAUAGAUACGAAAUUUAGAUAAUUGA